Chaetomium globosum CBS 148.51 is the source of this 1515-nucleotide messenger RNA. RefSeq lists its product as uncharacterized. Bases 1 to 1515 code for a protein of 504 amino acids. The transcript has a single exon. Gene Ontology annotation, molecular function: protein-folding chaperone binding. The record is from RefSeq and is a predicted model, not a curated record. Lineage: Eukaryota; Fungi; Ascomycota; Sordariomycetes; Sordariales; Chaetomiaceae. Gene Ontology annotation, biological process: protein stabilization.
AUGUCCGCAACAACGCUCGGACACAAGGGCGUCGCAGCUGUCCAGAAUAGAGACUAUGCGGCUGCGAUACCACUCCUCGACAAAGCUCUCGCCUCGUCGACUUCUCCAGCCUGGUUGCUUGCCCGCGCUCAAGCACAUCAGCAGCUGAAAAACUACGACGCCGCUCUCCAUGACGCUGAACUGGCCUAUCACACCGCGGCGGAGCGCGGUUCGGGGAACUCUCGCAGGCAAAUGAUCGAAUCACAAUACCGUCGUUCGGUUCUCUAUUACAAGCUUGGACACCAUGCAGACGCCGAUUGCUGCGCUAAAUGGUGCAUGCUAUUGGCCGAGGGGCGCCCGGCGCGCGAGGACGACGGCGUUGAGAAAGCGGUCGACGGUAAUGGCAACUAUACUGUAACCUACGAGGUCGGUGUUGCUGAUAAGGCCGGCCAACCAGGCCAGAGCGGCGAUUUUAAGGCAAACGUCCUCACUGGUAUUAUGGGAGGCAACGGGGGCGCAGGAUCCUCGCCAAAGACAGGUUUCGAGGACGAUUGGAAGCGCGCAUAUACUUGGAGAAGCCAGGUGCUCGGUGCUUUGGACAAAUUACCAGAGGAUCAUCCGGGCCGGAAGAUCACCGUCACCAAGAUUCCGGUUAAACCCUCGGCGAAAUCCACCAAGCCGGAGCCCAAACCCGAGCCGAAGCCGGAGGCAAUCAAGGCCGCGCCCACUCCGGGCAGUGUCCCCGACGAACAGCUCAAGCUCAAGGUCGACUUCUACCAGAGCAACGACAAAGUUUCUGUGACGCUGUACGUGAAGGAUGUUAAGAAAGAGGAACUCCAGGUGGAGUUCUCAGAGACUCAGGUUAGUUCGGAGGCUUCCUUCACAGCUUGUUGUCGAAUCGGGUCUAACCAGCUACAGGUACGGCUUUCACCACUUCCCCGCGCGGCGGCUCCGUAUGUCAAGGCAGGUGACCGUGAAGCGACAUCUACCCUUACUUUGGACGGGAAGAUCGAUCCUUCGACAUCUCGAUAUACCGUCUUCUCGCGGAAAGUCGAACUUACCCUUGCCAAGGCCGCCCCAGGCAUCAAAUGGGGUUCAUGGGGCAAAGAGACCAUUGGCCCAGACACAUGGAACAACGAUACCAAUGCUGCUUCGGGUGUGACCGGCAGUUCAGCCUCUGUACCCGUCGCCGAGGCCCAACAGAAAGACCAGUCCGCAGCCAUCCCGGAGCCGGCUCCGAAGACCACUACCUCUGCUGCCCCCGCCUACCCGACGAGCAGCCGCUCCGGCCCGAAGAACUGGGACAAGCUGGCCAAUUCCGAGGCAGAAGGAGAGGAUGAUGACGCCAGUAAGGGGGAUCCCAACUACUUCUUCAAGCAGCUUUACAAGGGCGCCACUCCUGAGCAGCAGCGGGCCAUGCAGAAGAGCUUCAUCGAGAGCAACGGCACCGCCCUCAGCACUGAUUGGAAUGACGUCAAGGCCCGCACCGUGGAGACGUUGCCGCCUGACGGCGUUGAAGCGAAGAAGUGGGAGUGA